AUGGCGUGCCCCAGGGAGGACCUGGGCGAACAGCUGGCCGGCGCCGACCACAUCGCGCUGGCCAUCAAGCUGGCAAAGGAACUGGAGCACGGCCUGGAGGAGGGCCUCAAGGCGAAGGGCAGGACCCUUGGGGACAAACUUUUGUGGUGCCACAGACACUGCCCUUUGCCGGGGAAGCUCAGGAAGUGCAUAAAAAAGGUGAAGGAGUUUCGCAACCCGCUGGCCCACAAAUACAAGAAGGAUACGUUGCCGGAUGAUGACUUGAAGUCCCUGCUGGAUAACUACAGCACUGCAGCACGGGAGCUGAAGCUGUUCAUCGCCAGCCUACGCUCGGCUGAAAGCGGAGCCGAAGCGCCGCCAAAGCGGACUGAGGGCACCCGGGUGCACCGCAAGGACUGCCCAGAAGAAAUCGGGAUCGUCGUCGAAGACAACGGGGAAGAGCAAGUGGUCGGGUUCCCAUCGAAGGGCGAGUGCACCGUCGAGGCGGGAGAAAUUGAAGUCGACCCGCUGGGCGAGCUUCUGCAAGUGGGCACCAGGAUAUGUCUUCAAGGCGCGAGUGCCGCUAGGGAGGGGGGAUUUUUUGGACUGAUCGGCACGAUCUUGUCGAUCUCUGACGACGGCAAAGCGACGGUGGAGUUCCCCGAGGCGUUCGGUCAAUCGAUCUGGGAGGGAGAGCUCAGGCACUGCGUGCCGGUGGUCGGCACCGGCCAGGACGCCUCGCCGAUCAAGCCGGGCAUGAAGGUCAGGCGCCGCGACGCGACCGCACACGGCCACCAGGGCGGCUUCGCCGCCGGCACCGUGCGAACGUGGGAGUUCACGGACGAUGGCCGGUACAUGCUGGUUGUGGACUUCACAGAUUCACAAGGCAACACGAUGUCAGAUUUGUUGGAUCCGAAGCAGCUACAACUCUGCGUGGAGGACGGCAUUGCGCCGGGCACCCCCCACGCGGGGCCGCACAGCAGCGGCCACCUGCGCCGCGAGGGCUCCAGCUCGGAUCUCUCCCCUGAGCCGCAGGCGCCAGCGGCAGAUCCCAACAACGGGCUGCCCGGCCCAUCUUCACAGCUUUGCUGCGGCGAAGCGACGAUCGAGGCAAGCGAAUUCAAGCCAGUCGACUCGGCAGUCGUGGAGAACGCGUUGGGGCCUCCCCUCUACCCCGGGAUCGCGAACGGCCCUGUUUUUGCCGUGGGCCGGCAGAGCCUGCUGGCCGUGGGCGCACCGGUGAUGGUUAGAGAACCCGGUCGCUACUGCGACGACGUCGGGAAGCUGAGGGGCAUGGGCCUGCGGAUGCUGUUCACGCUGCAGAGGGGGUGGGUGCGCAAUGCCCUUUCUGGCGGCCGCCACGUGGAGGUUAUGUACAAGGAUGACGCGGAUGAGGAAAGUGUGUUUGCGUUCGAGGUGGGGCACCUUGAAGUUGUGGCGGGAGGAGUGGGGCUCUGGAGGGGCGUCCGCGUGGGGGAUGAGGUCCGCAGGCGGCGCGGGCUGCCGGCGCCUGCCGGGGACGUCUGCUGGGUCGAUCCAGAGGAGACGGGCGUGGUCAGGGGGUGCCUGGAGGGCGGCCGGGGGGCCUAUGUCCUGAGGGUUGAUUUUGGAUGGAAGGGGAUGCUGAGCGUGUCGCCGGAGCAGGUGGAGUCUGGGGCCCGCAGGCCGCCGCUGUCGAUUCGCUUGGUGAAGGGCUUGGAGGGCGGUGAGGCGGGUAUUCAGCCGGUGGCUAGGCGCAUGGCGAUGGACCCUAUCGAGGUGUUGGACAACUCCGGGUCGCACCCAUUCAAACUGCGGAAGUGA
Ostreobium quekettii is the source of this 1782-nucleotide messenger RNA. The record is from the annotation of a GenBank genome assembly. Lineage: Eukaryota; Viridiplantae; Chlorophyta; Ulvophyceae; Bryopsidales; Ostreobiaceae.